Molecule: messenger RNA, 1274 nt
Organism: Brassica rapa (field mustard)
Lineage: Eukaryota; Viridiplantae; Streptophyta; Magnoliopsida; Brassicales; Brassicaceae
Molecular function (GO): zinc ion binding
Source: RefSeq, a predicted model, not a curated record
CAUGCAUUAAGGCCAAGACGAAGACAAAGCCAUAGACUUGGUCUAGAGCUUUCUUCAAGAUAGGCUCCUACUGUAAUGAUAAUCUGAACAACUUGUGUGAGUCCUUCAACAAGACCAUCAGGGAGCCUAGGAAGAAACCUCUGCUAGACAUGUUAGAGGAGAUUAGGCGCCAAUGUAUGACUAGGAACUACAAUAGGUCUAAGAUGGCUAAGGACAGGAAGACUAGGUUCACCCCAAAGACACAUAAAGAGUUAGACAGGGUUGAGAAGAAGUCAAAAGAAUGUAGUCUGCGUUGGGCAAUUGGGCCAGAGACUGAGGUGGAAGAUAGAGACCAGUCUUACGUGGUGAAUUUGGAGAAUGAGACUUGUGCAUGUCGAAGCUGGCAAAUGAAUGGUAUUCCAUGCAUCCAUGCUGCUAAGGUCAUCCUUGGCGUGGGUAGAAAACUCUCUGAAUUUGUUGCUCCUUUCUACACAACCUCUAAGUGGCGUGAAACCUACAGUUUUGGGAUCAGACCUGUAAAUGGGAUGAUAGAGUGGCCUCGGACCAAUAGAUUAGGUGUGAUUCCACCACCUAAUCGAAAUGGCAAGCCUGGUAGGCCUAAAAACCAUGAUCGAAAGAAGGGAACCAAUGAGACAGUGUCUACUACCAAGCUGAGUCGUGCGAACAGGGUAAUGACUUGCUCUAAUUGCAAAGAAGAAGGGCACUACAAGAAUACAUGUCGGAAGGCUUUUGUUGAGAGUCCACCUAAGAAACCAAGAGGCAGACCAAGGAAAUAUCAGGGACUACACUUUGGCGAGUCACAAGCUCAAUCCUCAGAAGCUCAAACCUCACAAAAUCAAUCCUCACAAGCUCAAGCAUCAGCAUGGGAAGUUCCUCAAUCUUCAGAAGGUCAAUCCUCACAAGCUCAAUCAUCACGAUGGGAAGUUCCUCAAUCCUCACAAGCUGAAGCAUCACAGACAGCAGCGUGGGGAAGAUGGUUUUUUAGAUGCUUGUGUGUUGUUUAUGAUGGUCUCUGUCUGAAUGCUUUCGUUGUGUGUUGUUUAUGAUAGUGUCUCUGUCUGAAUGCUUUUGGAACUAGAACUACCUUUUUCUUUCUUUUCUUCCUGCUGUUUUAAUUUGAAACUGUCGGUUAUUAUCUUUGUGUUUUCAUCAUGAUGGUCUGUUCAUUGGUGUGUUCAUUUGUCCUUCUAUAAACAAUCAAGAAGUAAAACAUAAAUAUUAUUGAAACAUUGUCUUAAAACAUAGCCUUACAUGAACCAUGAGUCUUACAUAAA